CACUUGUGUUUGAGUAAUGGUGUGGAACGUGUGCGUGUGUUCGUGUUGUGAUUUCAUGGAAACAAUUCCAUACAUUUCGCUACAUACAGCUAAACAGCUUAUUGCCAGUUGCUAAAAUCUCAAACGCAAUAAAUACUUAUACGGAGUGAUGCUUUGAAAAUUUUUCUUUCAUUGAACGUCCUUGUUUAUAUCCUGAAAAGUGUUGCACCCCAGCCGGUACAACACGUGUAAAGUACGUCACAGUUUCGUCUACUGUGAUAAGAACGGCAGAACGGGUGUGACUUGCCGUGCCUCCGCAGUGUCCUCAGUACCGUUGGAUUCGUGCACUGGGGAGCGCGUUUAUUGAGUGAUUCGUAACGUUUUUUUUUUUAAAAUAUAAAUAGUGCUUCUUUGUUAUUUUAAAUUUGGUGCCAGUAUUUAUCUUUAUUCCGUGAUGGUAGUGCUGAACAUGGAUGGUGUGGCCGAUAUGCCAGUAAGAGACGGCGUGAAGAAACCGCUUGUCGGCGUCAUUGACGAUGGAACGAAAACCGUCAGAUUUGUGAUAUAUGAAGCUGAGCGUUCAGAAGAAUUAGCAGCAUAUCAAUUAGAUAAAACAGAAGUACAGCCACAGGAAGGAUGGUACGAACAAGAUCCGAUGGAAAUUCUGAACCACAUAAGAACAUGCUCCGAGAACGCUAUAGGACAACUGACUGAAUUAGGUUACUCCAAAGAAGACAUCGUAACAUUAGGCAUAACGAAUCAGAGAGAGACAACUAUAGCAUGGGACAAAUUCACCGGUGAACCCUUACACCCAGCAAUAGCAUGGAACGACAUACGUACAGACAGCACAGUGGACGCGAUAUUAGCCAAAGUGCCCGACCGUAACAAGAACUACUUGAAGAGCAUAAGCGGCCUGCCCAUAAGUCCGUAUUUUAGUGCUCUUAAAAUGAGAUGGCUCAAAGACAACAUCAAGGCAGUGAGGAGGGCGAGCAGGGAUAAACGGUUGCUGUUCGGGACAGUCGAUUCUUGGAUUGUUUGGAAUUUAACCGGAGGUCCCCAAGGCGGUCUCCACAUAACUGACGUCACAAAUGCAUCUAGAACUCUUCUCAUGGACCUGGAGACUUUGAAUUGGGACCCUAUGUUGUGUAGAUUGUUUGGAAUACACAGGGAUUCACUACCGCAGAUACGGAGCAGUUCGGAGUUGUAUGGUGUCGUCAAGGACGGAUCAAUUUUAGACGGCAUUAGAUUAUCUGGGAUAUUGGGCAAUCAACAAGCGGCAUUAGUGGGACAAAAUUGCUUACUAGCUGGCCAAGCGAAGAACACCUACAGAAGCGGUUGCUUCCUCUUAUACAAUACCGGGCAGAGGCGAGUGCAGUCCACGCAUGGCCUUAUUACUACAGUGGCAUACAAGCUUGGCCCUGAUGCACCUGCGGUAUACGCUUUGGAAGGUUCAAUAGCAGUGGCGGGUGGGGCCAUGAAGUUUCUGCGCGACAACUUAAAACUGAUAAACGAUGUGGUGAAUGAAACGGAGCAUAUUGCUGGGCAGGUGUUCUCCACGGGAGACGUAUACUUUGUUCCGGCGUUCAGCGGCUUGUACGCGCCAUAUUGGAGGAAGGACGCUAGAGGAAUUAUCUGCGGAUUGACUGCGUUCACCACAAAGAAUCAUAUUAUAAGAGCUGCUUUGGAAGCAGUUUGUUUCCAGACGAGAGACAUCUUAGAAGCAAUGAAUAAAGACUGCGGUAUGCCACUAUCGAAGUUGCACGUGGAUGGGAAGAUGUCUUCAAAUGACCUUCUCAUGCAGAUUCAAGCAGAUCUAACUGGAAUACCUGUGUUGCGCGCGCACUCGUGGGACAUGGGCGCGCUGGGCGCGGCCGUGGUGGCGGGCCACUGCGCCGGCGUGUGGGGCGUCGAGCGCUGGCGCCACCACGCCACGCCCGCAGACACCUUCCUGCCCACCACCACCGACGACGAUCGGAACGUGAGGUACACGAAAUGGAAGAUGGCGGUCCAACGUUCCCUCGGCUGGGCGACAACUAAAAAAUCCAUCACAAUGACAGAGGAGAGAUACAAACUUCUGGCAUCGAUUCCAGCUACAUUAUACAUAAUGGGUAGUUUCGCAAUGCUAGUCGUUUCAAAAAUGCUCAAAAAUAGUUGAUAAGCUAAAAUUAUAUUUAUCGCUUAAGUUAUUAGUGUCAAUUUCUCAAAUAUAUUUAAUCGGGAAUAGAGUAUUGAAUUUGAACAUAAAAUAUUUAGUUUCUUUGAAUUUAAUAAUACUACACGACACUGACAAUCUAUGCAAUAGAAAGCAAGAGUGGGACGGAAUAUAAUACAGACAUAUCACAGUGUUGGGUCUUAUGGCUGUCCAUCCGACUGAUUUACACUUCGACAAGUAGAGUAACGAGUUUAGUUACAGGGCAGUUGACAGUAAAUGGUUAAGUGGGCAGUAGCUUUCAAAUGUCUAUGUAACGAGUUUAGUUUAAAAAAGUACAAUUUUAUAUUUUGAGGGUCGAACGCGAACACGUUGCGUUCAGUCAAAUUAUGCGCUGAACUAAACUCGCUCGUUUCAUACGAGCAGCGAGUUUAGUAGAGGUUGGAAGACGCGCAGGAGGGCAACACUUCGAACUUAACUCGCUGAAAAAUAGCUCGGUCGGCUAUCCCGUUCAACUUAAUUGUUAAUUUGCUACUUUGCACUACUCACUGGUUGCCGUUCAAACGACAUUUUUACUAGACUUCUGUACUUGUCAAAGUGUGAAUCGGUCUGUAAUUAAAACAUAGAGUAUAUAUCUGUCUCGCUCCCGCUUUUUGUUUUAUCUCCUACUUGGUGCUGCUGUCAUCAUUAUAAUUAAAGUAUUCUUGCCUAUAAUUGAUAAAUGUAAUAUUGCAAAAUGCACAUUAUUUCUAUAUUUACUAGACAAAUUCUGUGUGUUACAUUUUUCAUUAUGGAUGCAAUAAAAUGAAUACUAAUACCACAGAUUAAGCAAUUGUUCUAAUUCUUACUCUAUGGAAGAAAGUCUAUGGGAAAAGAAACAAUAUAGGAUUUUAAGGCAAGGGCAUAUUUACUUAGUAUUUUACAUGCUUCGUCUGGUCAUUAAGUAGUCAUUAAAGCUCGAUGGUAUUUAAACAGUAUAAUCGAAUUAAUUUUUUUUAAGUUUUUAUGUAUAUAAUAUCAUUUGAUUGAUUGUAAUAUACGUUUUUUACAAUAUGAUUAUUAGUUCCCGCACAGACUAUAUACUAAUUUAAAAAUUCCACAGACCCACAGACUAAGAAAUUGUCUCAUAAGGUCUCUACGGACUGCUUUGGUACUAAUUUAACUAGGAGAAAUAUGCACAGCCGUUGGACAUGUUUCUCAGAGUGAAAUCUCAUUGGUUCAUUGUUUGUUGAUUAUGUAAAUUAUUAUUUUAUGAAGAAAACCAACCAAAAAUCAAUUUUAAUUUAAAAGUUUCAAUUAUUAUUUUUAAGUGUAUAUCAAUGCCAAAAAAACAUGACUGAGAAUUUGAGAAAAGAUGUCAACAAAAAUGUUAAGGUCCUUGAACCAAGUAAUGGGUUGUUUUCGCAUUUUGUAUACUAUAUUUAACUUGAUCUCCUACUAAACCAUUCCUUGUUUAAUGGACGACUCUCUAAAGUGGAUUGGAUGUUUCGACACCUUUUUCGGUUUAUCAACUUAUUUACGUUAAUUAUUAGCUUUAUACAAUGGUACUUUUUCCGUUACGGCUGUAACGGAAAAAGUACCAUAUUGAAGUCCAACGCUGAAUAUAGGCCUCCCCCAUAAAUUGCCUCAAAGGGGGGAUAUUUGUCAUAGUUGCCAUGCUUUGCAAGCGGGUUGUCAACGGCAGUUUAUUUAAAAUUUAAGUCGUGAUUAGGAAGACGCUGCUGCUUAUCUCCCGAUCUCUCGAAUUUGUUUCCCUAUGACGAUUAUUACAACACCCACGGGAUGAUAUGGGGUGACGGAUAUUCUACGUCACUACGCGGUAAAUACUAUUUAAUAGUACGUGAAAAUCAAAAUGUAAUCAAGUUUUAAAGUGUAAGGGGGGGGGGGGGGACAUUUCCACGUUGGUAAGCCUGGGUCUUAUUAAAACAACCAAAUAGUCAGGAUAUUGUUUAGAAAAGUUUGUGUUUCGUAUGGUGAGUGUAGAGAACCGGACACCCUUUUUACUGGAAAAGAGGCAUUCCAUCUUAGUUCUCACGGACAACGCAUUUGCAUUUUGAUUCACAAACGAAGAUAGAUGUAAAUGUCUAUGGUUCACAGCAACCACUUACCGACAGGUGGACUGUGUGAUGGCUUGUCACCCUUAUCCUAUAAAAAAAAGAAUAAAGAAAAAUGGGUGUGGAAUAAAUUAGUUCCUAAUUUGUCUCUGUAUAUAUAUACCGUGAUGUUAUAAGUAAAUAAAACACGAUGGCCACAAACUACUAAUAAUGGAGUUCUCAGUAUAAAUAAUGAGUAUUACCUUUGAAUAGAGUUCUGUGGCCACAAAAUCGCAAUUUGACAUUUCCAAAUAUUAAUUUUAAGGAUUUUUUUUAUUUGGUUUUAAAAACCUUUGUGGUAAAAGACAAAAAAGGCAUUUGUGUAGGUAAUGACAAAUUUAUACAUUUAUUUGAUAUUUGAUUUAAUAUAAGUAGAAGAAUUUUUGAAAUAGUGGAAUUAAUAUUAUUAAUAUAAUCCUUGAUAAUCUUGUCUCUGGUGGAAGCUGUUUAUACUAACUUGAAUUUUUUACAUUAAUGUUUUUAAUCAUUCCUAUUGUAUUUACAAUUAUUGCAUUAUUGUACAAGUCUCUUUUCUAAUGCAAAUAAUGUAUGUUUUGUUAAUUAUGAUUUUGUGUUUUAUACGUCUUUUUGAAUAUUUUAAAUUGCAUUUUCAUUACAUACUUAUUUCUAUAUAGUGAAUUUUAAUUAAAUGCUUAUAUUAUACAAUAUUUAUUAUUUAUGCAUAUAAAUUCUGUAACCAAAAAAAUAUUGUUACUUAAAGGUAAAUAAAGUGCAUUUGUUGGUUUGUCUGUU
This is a messenger RNA of Parnassius mnemosyne (clouded apollo), 4974 nucleotides long. The record is from the annotation of a GenBank genome assembly. Lineage: Eukaryota; Metazoa; Arthropoda; Insecta; Lepidoptera; Papilionidae.